ACCAGCUGACUCCUCCGAGUCCCAGCCGAGCGCGCCCGGUCCCAAGGUCGACGCCAGCACGCCGGCAUGGCCCCCGCAGCGGCGUCGGGGGGCAGCUCCCUGCCCAGCGGCUUCGCGGUCUUCACCAGCUUCCCGGAUCUCCUCUUUAUCUUCGAGUUUGUCUUUGGGGGCCUGGUAUGGAUCCUGAUCGCCUCGUCCAUGGUGCCCAUACCCCUGAUCCAGGGCUGGGUGAUGUUCGUGUCUGUGUUCUGCUUCCUGGCCACCACAACCCUGCUGGUCCUGUACAUAAUUGGUGCCCAUGGUGGGGAGACGUCCUGGGUCACCGCGGAUGCAGCCUACCACUGCAUUGCCUCCCUGUUUUACCUCAGCGCCUCUGUCCUGGAAGCCUUGGCCACUAUCUACAUGUAUGACGGCUACACCUUCACCAAGUACCAUGAAAACAUCUCCGCCGUGGUGUUUUCGUACGUAGUCACUGUGCUAUACGUGGUCCAUGCGGUGUUUUCUUUAAUCAGAUGGAAGUCUUCAUAAGGCAACAGAAGAGCUUUAGCUGAAAACCCAGAUGGUGUUAACUGAUCGGCCUGACUUCAGCAUAACUUUUUAAAACACAGACAUGCUGUUGAUGGUGGAAAAAAGAAAACAAACAAACAAAAAAAAACCAACACUGUGUCUUGUGGGUGUGUGGGUGUUAUGUUCCUUUUCCCAUUUACUUCAUGCUGGGGUUGGGGGCUUGCUAUGGUUUCACCUCCAACUACUGAGUGACUAUUGUCUUUCUAAAGGGUCAUUUCGUAUUUGUGAAGGGGGGACGAAAGGGUGGGAAGUGGAGAUUGUAGUCUGAGAGACCCGGAAACAAAGACCACCCCUGCUGACUCCAGGACCAGAUCUGGAGAAUUGCCUGCUGGAAUUUUCCACAGGUUCUUUUGAGCACCCCCACCUAGAAGCACAUCUCUGAGUCUUCAUGGACAUUCUGCAAGUCAUGGGGAAUAAAACCCACCCAACAAAUAUUUGCCAACGUGCACGGUGGAAGACGAUAAGCCUUUGAAACACUUUAUAAACACCUUUAUGUUCAUUACUUGUGUGGGGUGUGUUUGGUUCUU
This is a messenger RNA of Talpa occidentalis (Iberian mole), 1094 nucleotides long. It is a transcript of the gene MAL, whose product is annotated as mal, T cell differentiation protein. Gene Ontology annotation, molecular function: structural constituent of myelin sheath. The coding region runs from base 67 to 528 and encodes 153 amino acids. Gene Ontology annotation, cellular component: membrane. The transcript has 4 exons. NCBI's taxonomy places the organism in Eukaryota, Metazoa, Chordata, Mammalia, Eulipotyphla, Talpidae. The record is from RefSeq and is a predicted model, not a curated record. Gene Ontology annotation, biological process: myelination.